Cynocephalus volans (Philippine flying lemur) is the source of this 4242-nucleotide messenger RNA. RefSeq names its product OPA1 mitochondrial dynamin like GTPase (gene OPA1). Lineage: Eukaryota; Metazoa; Chordata; Mammalia; Dermoptera; Cynocephalidae. Gene Ontology annotation, molecular function: GTP binding; GTPase activity; microtubule binding. The record is from RefSeq and is a predicted model, not a curated record. Gene Ontology annotation, cellular component: mitochondrial membrane; cytoplasm; microtubule. The coding region runs from base 182 to 3229 and encodes 1015 amino acids. Gene Ontology annotation, biological process: mitochondrial fusion. The transcript has 31 exons.
GGGUGCCGGGCAGGCUCUUGCGGAAGUCCAUGCGCCAUUGGGAAGACCUCAGUGGCUGCUCUGUGCCCUUGCUGUUGAGGGCCUCUUCCUGGGUCAUUCUUGGAGCAGAAGCCGGGCUGGGGCUGACACGGGGGCUCCCGCGUGGCCGUCUAAGCGCCUGUGUGACCUCCUCGCCGGCGGAAUGUGGCGACUACGUCGGGCCGCCGUGGCCUGUGAGGUCUGCCAAUCCUUAGUGAAACAUAACUCUGGAAUAAAAGGAAGUUUACCAUUACAAAAACUGCAUCUGGUUUCACGAAGUAUUUAUCAUUCACAUCAUCCUACCUUAAAGCUUAGAAGACUCCAAUUAAAGACAUCCUAUCAGCAGUUUUCUUCUCUAACUAACCUUCCUUUACAUAAAUUGAAACUUUCUCCAAUUAAAUAUUGCUACCAGCCCCGCAGGAAUUUUUGGCCAGCGAGAUUAGCUGCAAGACUCUUAAAACUUCGAUAUCUCAUACUAGGAUCUGCUGUUGGGGGUGGUUAUACAGCCAAAAAGACUUUUGAUCAAUGGAAAGAUAUGAUACCUGACCUUAGUGACUAUAAAUGGAUUGUGCCUGACAUUGUGUGGGAAAUUGAUGAAUAUAUCGAUUUCGAAAAAAUUAGAAAAGCCCUUCCUAAUUCAGAAGACUUUGCAAAGUUAGCACCAGACUUUGACAAGAUUGUUGAAAGCGUCAGCCUACUGAAGGACUUUUUCACCACAGGUCACAAAUUGGUUAGUGAAGUCAUAGGAGCUUCUGGCCUACUUCUCUUGUUAGGUUCACUUGGAGAAACAGCAUUUAGAGCAACAGAUCAUGGAUCUGAAAGUGACAAGCAUUAUAGAAAGGGUCUGCUUGGUGAGCUCAUUCUCUUACAACAGCAAAUUCAAGAGCAUGAAGAGGAAGCACGCAGAGCCGCUGGCCAAUAUAGCACGAGCUAUGCCCAACAGAAGCGCAAGGUGUCAGACAAAGAGAAAAUUGACCAACUUCAAGAAGAACUUCUGCACACUCAGUUAAAGUAUCAGAGAAUCUUGGAACGAUUAGAAAAGGAGAAUAAAGAAUUGAGAAAGUUAGUGUUGCAGAAAGAUGACAAAGGCAUCCAUCAUAGAAAGCUUAAGAAAUCUUUGAUUGACAUGUAUUCUGAAGUUCUUGAUGUUCUCUCUGAUUAUGAUGCCAGUUAUAAUACACAAGAUCAUCUACCACGGGUUGUAGUGGUUGGAGAUCAGAGUGCUGGGAAGACUAGUGUGUUGGAAAUGAUUGCUCAAGCACGAAUAUUCCCAAGAGGAUCUGGGGAGAUGAUGACACGUUCUCCUGUUAAGGUGACUUUGAGUGAAGGUCCUCACCAUGUGGCCUUGUUUAAAGAUAGUUCUCGGGAGUUUGAUCUUACCAAAGAGGAAGAUCUUGCAGCAUUAAGACAUGAAAUAGAACUCCGAAUGAGGAAAAGUGUAAAAGAAGGCUGUACUGUUAGCCCUGAGACCAUAUCCUUAAAUGUAAAAGGCCCUGGACUACAGAGGAUGGUGCUCGUUGACUUACCAGGGGUGAUUAAUACUGUGACAUCAGGCAUGGCUCCUGACACAAAAGAGACUAUAUUCAGUAUCAGCAAAGCUUAUAUGCAGAAUCCUAAUGCUAUCAUACUAUGUAUUCAAGAUGGAUCUGUGGAUGCUGAACGCAGUAUUGUUACAGACUUGGUCAGUCAAAUGGAUCCUCAUGGAAGAAGGACAAUAUUUGUUUUGACCAAAGUAGACCUGGCAGAGAAAAAUGUAGCUAGUCCAAGCAGGAUUCAGCAAAUAAUAGAAGGAAAGCUUUUCCCAAUGAAAGCUCUCGGUUAUUUUGCUGUCGUAACAGGAAAAGGAAACAGCUCUGAAAAUAUUGAAGCUAUAAGAGAAUAUGAAGAAGAAUUUUUUCAGAAUUCAAAGCUCCUAAAGACAAGCAUGCUAAAGGCACACCAAGUGACUACAAGAAAUUUAAGCCUUGCUGUAUCAGACUGCUUUUGGAAAAUGGUACGAGAAUCGGUUGAACAACAGGCUGAUAGUUUCAAAGCAACACGUUUUAACCUUGAAACUGAGUGGAAGAAUAACUAUCCUCGCCUGCGAGAACUUGACCGGAAUGAACUAUUUGAAAAAGCUAAAAAUGAAAUCCUCGAUGAAGUUAUCAGUCUGAGCCAGGUUACACCAAAACAUUGGGAGGAAAUCCUUCAGCAAUCUUUGUGGGAAAGAGUGUCAACUCAUGUGAUUGAAAAUAUCUAUCUUCCAGCUGCACAGACCAUGAAUUCAGGAACUUUUAAUACUACAGUGGAUAUCAAGCUUAAACAGUGGACUGAUAAACAGCUUCCUAAUAAAGCAGUAGAGGUUGCUUGGGAGACCCUACAAGAAGAAUUUUCCCGUUUUAUGACAGAACCCAAAGGAAAAGAGCAUGAUGACAUAUUUGAUAAACUUAAAGAGGCUGUUAAAGAAGAAAGUAUUAAACGUCACAAGUGGAAUGACUUUGCAGAGGACAGCUUGAGAGUUAUUCAACACAAUGCUUUAGAAGACCGGUCCAUAUCUGAUAAACAACAGUGGGAUGCAGCUAUUUAUUUUAUGGAAGAGGCUCUUCAGGCUCGUCUCAAGGAUACCGAAAAUGCUAUUGAAAACAUGGUAGGUCCAGAUUGGAAAAAGAGGUGGUUAUACUGGAAGAAUCGGACCCAAGAACAGUAUGUCCACAAUGAAACCAAGAAUGAAUUGGAGAAGAUGUUGAAAUGUAAUGAGGAGCACCCAGCUUAUCUUGCAAGUGAUGAGAUAACCACAGUCCGAAAGAACCUUGAAUCCCGAGGAGUAGAAGUAGAUCCCAGCUUGAUUAAGGAUACUUGGCAUCAGGUUUAUAGAAGACAUUUCUUAAAAACAGCUCUAAACCAUUGUAACCUUUGUCGAAGAGGCUUUUAUUACUACCAAAGGCAUUUUGUAGAUUCUGAGUUGGAAUGCAAUGAUGUGGUCUUGUUUUGGCGAAUACAGCGCAUGCUUGCUAUCACCGCAAAUACUUUAAGGCAGCAACUUACCAACACUGAAGUUAGGCGAUUAGAGAAAAAUGUUAAAGAGGUAUUGGAAGAUUUCGCUGACGACAGUGAGAAGAAGGUUAAAUUGCUUACGGGUAAACGAGUUCAACUGGCUGAAGACCUCAAGAAAGUUAGAGAAAUUCAAGAAAAACUUGAUGCUUUCAUUGAAGCUCUUCAUCAGGAGAAAUAAAUUAAAAUCCUACUUGUAACGUAAUCACUUCUGCAUACAUCUGAAGAAGAAAACUUCAAAGUUUUUUGUCCUGCCUCUUUUUCUUCUGCUAUUACACCUUUCUAAACAUACAAUAAAGUCAUGGGAUAACAAUAAUUUUUGCGUGUUGCAAACGCUUUAAACAUCAGCUGCCUUUUGAAUGGAAGAACAGUGGAAAUGGCAUUAACAUCCUAUUUUAUUGUAUUGAAGUGACGAAGAGGGAUAAUAUCAUUGAUAUGGCCAUUAGAUUCAGUCCUUGAAGAUAAGAAACUUGCUCUCUACUUGUUGUCUCAUUUGUGGUGACACUAGUUUAAUUUAUUAACUGAUGUUACUCAAUGUCAGUUUCUUUUCCAGAAAUAUAAUGCCAUGUGUUUUGAAAUAAAGCUUAGAGUGAUUUUUGUAAAGUUAUCGACGUACAUAAAAUUAAGGUAGCCCACUUGGUCAUAGUCUGUAUCUGUAAUGUUCUAUAACCUGGAACUAUUUGAUCAUGAUAAUUUACUUUCUAUUUACCACAUGAAAGAAAACUGGUUAACAGACGAAUGCCUCAAGUUAGGUUAAUUUGGAUUAUAACAAGUUAGUGUACAUUCAGUGAAAGAAAUUUCAACCCUUUAUUGCACAGCUUAGAAAUUUGCCUUGAAAGCUAGGUCAGUAGCAGUUUACCUAUUUGAUUCAGUUUGUGUUUUUAUACUCUGUAUCCAUUUGAAAUUAAUUUGUUUUGAAAGUUGUACACUUAAGUUAGGCUUUCUGUUAAUGGUAGGUUUUUUUUUUUUUUCCUGUUGGAUUAUCACACAGGAUGGGAAGACUAAGGAUAAUUGAUUGACUAAUUUCAUUUAGAAUACUGUCACAUAUUUCAACCAGGCAUCAGGAAAAGACUUUCUUUCAUAAGACUAUUUUAAAUAGAAAUUAUCUCAACAAUUAGAAUAAUGUUGACUAUCCCCCUCUUAGCUGAAUAUAUAUUUUUUUUAAUUUUAAGUUUAACUCAUUGCAGUUAAAUU